This is a messenger RNA of Balaenoptera ricei (Rice's whale), 673 nucleotides long. RefSeq names its product ADP-ribosylation factor-like protein 6-interacting protein 1. The record is from RefSeq and is a predicted model, not a curated record. The transcript has a single exon. The coding region runs from base 149 to 673 and encodes 174 amino acids. NCBI's taxonomy places the organism in Eukaryota, Metazoa, Chordata, Mammalia, Artiodactyla, Balaenopteridae.
CUCUGAGGAAGGCAGGGUUUUGGGGGCAUCUUGCGCUCGCUGAGGGGGCACCUCGGGAACAACGGCGGAAGGAGAUAAUCGCAGCACCAACCUGCUGGCUGCAGAGACUGCAAGUCUGGAAGAGCAGCUGCAAGGAUGGGGAGAAGUGAUGCUGAUGGCAGAUAAAGUCCUCCGAUGGGAAAGAGGCUGGUUUCCACCUGCCAUCAUGGGUGUGGUUUCUUUGGUGUUUCUGACUGUCUACUAUCUAGAUCCAUCCGUUUUAUCAGGUGUUUCCUGUUUUGUUAUGUUUUUGUGCUUGGCUGACUACCUUGUUCCCAUUCUAGCGCCUAGAAUUUUUGGCUCCAAUAAAUGGACCACUGAGCAACAGCAGAGAUUCCAUGAAAUUUGCAGCAAUCUAGUAAAAACUCGACGCAGAGCUGUGGGCUGGUGGAAACGCCUCUUUACGCUAAAGGAAGAAAAGCCUAAAAUGUACUUCAUGACCAUGAUCAUUUCUCUUGCUGCAGUUGCUUGGGUAGGACAGCAAGUCCACAACCUCCUUCUCACCUACCUGAUAAUGACUUUCUUACUCUUGCUUCCUGGACUAAACCAACAUGGAAUCAUCUCGAAGUACAUUGGAAUGGCCAAAAGAGAGAUAAACAAGCUUCUCAAACAAAAAGAAAAGAAAAAUGAAUAA